GUCAGUCAUGAUGCUAAUGAUUGUCCAGUCAUGGGGAGUAGUCACAGCCAUAUUUUAACCACAGCUCUAAACUGCCCACCUGCUGUAGUGAGAGAAGUGGGCCAAAAACUCAACCUAAAAUACUCACAAGAAUACCAGUUUCCUCCGCCUACAGACGGUCCGCCAGUUAAACAUGUCUACCACUUUGGGAAGGAACAUCACCAAAAGGCACAUUGCUGUUGGAGUUGCGGGAACGAGGUGGGAAGCUUUCUCUCCGAAGUUUUUUUAGAACAAGAAUCUGUUCCCAAGGCACCGAAACAUCCUGUAAAAAGGAAGCUGACGACUAACACAACCAUGCGAGGGUCUUCUCUUCGAUACAAAGAUGUUCUGAUUGUUUUCGAAUGCAGCUUCGAGGACAACGACAACUUCUUGGAUGCGUUAAGACUAUGGAAUAUCCCAGUGCGGACUCUCACAAUAGAAAACAAUCAAGUAGUUUACAUCGACGACGACAAGACGGCUUAUGCAAUCAGUGUCAGUGCCAUGCAGAUGUACAGGCCAAAAAGGAAAAUAGUUGUGUACGUUGAAAUGGAUGAGCAGCUUGAUAGUUCAGAGUACAAAGAGAUAGCCUUAGCAAGCUGUACAUCGCAGCUCAUUCUAGUGCAUUGUAAGAAAACAUAGUUUUACCUUGUAUUCUGUUUUCAAAUGCAAAUAUGCGCCAUUUAAAACACAUAAAACGGUUUAUAUAGCGAAUUUCCAAACAUUUCU
Molecule: messenger RNA, 744 nt
Organism: Pomacea canaliculata
Lineage: Eukaryota; Metazoa; Mollusca; Gastropoda; Architaenioglossa; Ampullariidae
Exons: 2
Coding region: 31-657 (208 amino acids)
Source: RefSeq, a predicted model, not a curated record